UAUUAUGCAGCUCCGAACCUGCGUUCAGACAGCGAGAGCGAUUUCUCCCCCUCGAACUCUGAGGAUGAUGAUGAUGCUGAAGAACACGAGGGGAAGAGGGUCGACCAGCCCAAAACACCCAGUAAAAACACGUCCGCUGCUGCGCUCUAUAAGACGCCCAGUAAGAAGGGCAAGAAAGCAGCAGAGUCUGAUCUGGUGGAGGAGUAUUUUGAAGCUCACAGCAGCUCUAAGGUUCUCACGUCCGAUCGGACCCUCCAGAAACUCCAGACGCCCAAACUGGACCGGGAAACUCUGCUCAGCCUCUUGGGUAAAAACCAGCCACGCUUCGCAGAGGAAAUUAAACAGCUCAAUGCAAAACACGAGAAGAACUUCAACCAGUGGAUGCUGCAGCUGCACAUGGGCUUUAACAUCUUGAUCUACGGUUUGGGCUCCAAGAAGCUCUUGCUGGAGAAGUUCCGCACAUCCAUGCUUUCUGACUACGAUCAUGUGGUGGUCAAUGGCUUCUUCCCCAGUAUGACCCUCAAAUCGAUCCUCAAUUCCCUCACCUGCGACGUGUUCGGACACGAGGGAACAUUCCGUAAUCCUGCAGACCAGAUCGACUUCAUCAUCAGAACUCUCAGAGAGGACCCGAGCAAUCACGUCUUCCUGGUCAUCCAUAACAUCGACGGGCCCAUGCUGAGGGGCGACAGGAACCAGCAGGCACUGGGGCAGCUGGCGGCGCUUCCCAACAUGCACCUGCUGGCCUCCAUCGACCACAUCAACGCUACACUCAUCUGGGAUCAAGCGAAGAUGAGCAUGUUCAACUGGCUGUGGUACGAAACCACCACGUACCUGCCGUACACUGAAGAGACGUCAUACGAGAACUCACUGCUGGUGCAGCAGACCGGAGCACUGGCCCUCAGUUCACUUACACACGUGCUGCGCAGCCUCACGCCCAACGCCAGGGGAAUCUUCAGAUUACUGGCAGAGUUUCAGCUGGAGAACAAGGACAAUCCUGCAUAUACGGGAUUGUCUUUCCAGGAUUUCUACCAGCGCUGUCGCGAGUCGUUCCUGGUGAACAGUGACAUCACGCUGCGCACGCAGCUCACCGAGUUCAGAGACCAUAAACUCAUCCGCAACAAGAAGGGCGCUGAUGGAGUGGAAUAUCUGCUGAUUCCGGUGGAUAACGGCACUCUGACAGACUUCCUGGAGAAAAACGAUGUGGAGUGAAACCAGGAAAACCUCACUGCUGUCCACGGCUCAGUUAAUGUGUUUAGCUGAAUAGCACUUAAAUGUUUCUGAUAAAUAACUUGCCAACAUUGUAUCAUAAAUGAUUUGAUACAGGAGGAAACGUGGCAGGUUUGACUGAAGACAGAGACAGCUUGUGUGGUUGCAGGGUUAAAGGUCUCUUAAAACAACAGUUCACCCAAAAAUGACACGAUGCUGAAAGAUUAGGAUGAGUAUGUUUCUUCAUCAG
Sinocyclocheilus grahami is the source of this 1456-nucleotide messenger RNA. RefSeq names its product origin recognition complex, subunit 2 (gene orc2). The annotation marks the transcript as partial. The record is from RefSeq and is a predicted model, not a curated record. Gene Ontology annotation, biological process: DNA replication. The transcript is spliced from 10 exons. Lineage: Eukaryota; Metazoa; Chordata; Actinopteri; Cypriniformes; Cyprinidae. Gene Ontology annotation, cellular component: nucleus; nuclear origin of replication recognition complex. Gene Ontology annotation, molecular function: DNA replication origin binding.